This is a messenger RNA of Cuscuta epithymum, 2048 nucleotides long. Lineage: Eukaryota; Viridiplantae; Streptophyta; Magnoliopsida; Solanales; Convolvulaceae. The record is from the annotation of a GenBank genome assembly.
GGGGAAGUCCCGUGCGAAGCCAAGAAGUGCAGAAGCCACCCAACCUACAUUUUUUCAAAGUUUGUUUGAGUUGAUGCUCUCAGGUAAAAAUGGCAAGUUGCCUUUGUCGUUCUCGCGUUUUUCCUUUCCCAGGUGCCGCCGUUUUCCGCCGCUUCUGUUUUACUUCUACAAACUCCGACCACCUCAACGACUACGACUUUGCCUCCGACACCGCCACACCCAAACCUGCCCUUCCCCAAAUCGAACCCUCUAACGACGCCGAUAGGAUCGCUCAGAUUCUUCUCCAACACCACAAUCCCUUUCACCCAACGGAAUCAUCGCUUCAGCUCACCGGCAUUUCCCUCUCCCCGUUCCUCCUCCACCAGACGCUCCUCCGCCUCAAACACUCUUCCAAAGUUGCCCUCGCUUUUUUCAACUUCUCCCUGUCCUGCCCCGGCUCCCCAAUCGACGCCACCGCCUUCAACCUCCUCAUCGACAUCCUCUCCAAAGUCCGGCAAUUCGACGCCGCCUGGAAGCUCAUAGUCCAGAUGGACCAGCAGAAGAUCUCCCCCAAUUUCACGACUUUCUACGUCCUAAUCCGGAGGCUCAUAUCUGCUGGGCUGACACGACAAGCCGUUCGCGCCUUCAGCGAAAUGUUUGUCUUCAUCGAUGAACACGGGGAGGAAGACGUCUGGAAUUUGUACUUUUGCUAUCUCCUCGACACCCUCUGUAAGUACGGGUACGUGAGAGUGGCUACUGAGGUGUUCAACAAAGAGAAAUGGAGGGUGGAGGUGAACUGCAAGAUCUAUACAAUCCUGAUUUACGGCUGGUGCAAGCUGAAGAAGAUUGAGAUGGCGAAGAAAUUCUUCGAGGAGAUGAUCGCUAAAUCUAUCCACCCAAACGUGGUGACUUAUAACGUGUUGCUGAAUGGGAUUUGCAGGAGAGCCAGUUUGCAUCCGGACGGCAGGUUUGAGAGGGUGAUAGUGGAGGCAGAGAAGGUGUUUGGUGAAAUGCGCGAGAGAGGAGUUGAGCCUGACGUAACAAGUUACUCGAUUUUACUCCAUGUAUAUAGCAGGGCACAUAAACCUGAGCUCUCUCUAGAGAAGCUGAUGGAAAUGAAGGAGAAGGGUAUAUGUCCAAAUAUAGCAUCAUACACAUCAGUCAUCAAGUGUCUAUGCUCAUGUGGGCGGAUUAAGGAUGCAGAAAAGUUGCUUGAUGAAAUGGUGAGUGGCGGGGUGACUCCCAUAGCAGCCACUCUGAAUUGUUUCUUCAAGGAAUAUAGGGGCAGAAAAGACAUUGAUGGUGCAUUGGGUUUGUAUGGUAAAAUGAAGGAUGGAUCCUUGUGCGCACCAAGUGAGGCCACAUUUAAUAUACUGUUAGGAAUGUUUGUGAACUUGGGGAGAUUAGGGCUUGCCAGGGAGAUUUGGGAUGAUAUGAAGAACAGCAGUAUAGGUCCGGAUUUGGAUUCUUACACCUUGAUGAUCCAUGGACUGUGCAAGAAAAAGAGAUGGAGAGAUGCUUGUGAGCUGUUUAUGGAAAUGAUAGAGAAAGGGUUUCUUCCCCAAAAGGUUACAUUUGAGAUGUUAUAUUCAGGGUUGAUACAGUCUGAUAUGUUGAGAACUUGGAGGAGGCUAAAGAAAAGGCUCGAUGAGGAAUCAAUAACUUUUAGCACAGAGUUUGAAGGGUAUCUUUUAAAGCCUUACAGGAGGUAACCACAAUCGGAUGCCUGUGGAAGUUGCUUGAGAAGGGUAUCAUUUUUUACAUUUUCAUUCACUAAAAGCAGCAAGUUUUUGCUCACUUAAAUGCCUCAGAAAAAACUACCAGUCCCACCUUUCCGCGAAUUUGCCAAUCCUGAGCUUUAAAAUUGACAAUUUGACUCGAUUUGGCAUUAUUGGAUUUUUGGUCAAAUUUCGCCAUGUUGGUAGAAGAUGCGGGCUUAGUAUGUAUUAUGUAUUAUGUAUACAUGUGACUAAAAUUGCACCCAACGUUUCUGGCAUGUAUUAUGUAUACAUAUGCGAUGUACGAACUCAGAGGCAGCCCACGAUAAAUGGAAGCCGUUUAUUGUAUUU